Molecule: messenger RNA, 2303 nt
Organism: Toxorhynchites rutilus septentrionalis
Lineage: Eukaryota; Metazoa; Arthropoda; Insecta; Diptera; Culicidae
Gene: st
Product: protein scarlet
Exons: 4
Coding region: 187-2238 (683 amino acids)
Cellular component (GO): plasma membrane
Molecular function (GO): ATP hydrolysis activity; ABC-type transporter activity; ATP binding
Source: RefSeq, a predicted model, not a curated record
ACCUUCGCCGUCCGUCUGCAACCCACCAGGUGCACGGUUGCAUGGUAUCGAUUACAGUGCGUCGGGAGGAACCUACACCAGUACCGGUGGUGGUGGCGGCUUCAGUCAAGUUUCGAUCGUCGAACGUUGCACACAUCGGUUGUCGGGCAAGUGGAUAUGCUAUAGGAAGGAAAGAAAGUUGGAACUAUGACCAAACAAUCCGCGGUUCACAUCAAUCUGAUCGAAAUGGUGAAAAAUGGCAAGAAAAAAUCUCGUUCUCUGAACAGUACUCCGGAGAGUUUCGAGUGUCGGAAGAUUCUGUCGCCGUUUUCGUAUGCAUCACCGGUAAGCGGCACCGCCACGACCCAUCACCCAAUGAGUGGCAUCCGUUGCUACCCAUCUACCCUGCGGAGCUACAGCAAAUGGGCUCCGACGGAGCAGGGGGCAACACUGGUUUGGCGAGAUUUGUGUGUGUACGCCUCGGGGAGAGGUUUCGGGUCGAACGGACGAAAAUCGAUCAAGCGUAUUAUUGGCAACGUUAGCGGAGCCGUCACCCCUGGGACGCUGAUAGCUCUGAUGGGUUCGAGUGGUGCUGGCAAGAGCACACUUAUGUCGGCGUUGGCAUUCCGAACGCAGCCUGAAACUAUUGUGCAGGGGGAUAUCCUCGUGAAUGGGCAUCCGAUUGGGCCGUAUAUGUACCGGUUGAGUGGGUUCGUCCACCAGGAUGAUCUUUUCGUCAGUUCUUUGACGGUCAACGAACACAUGUACUUCAUGGCAAAGCUGAAACUUGACCGUGGCGUGAGUAGGGCGUACAUUGGCAGAGUCAUCAAGGAUUUACUGGAACGAAUGGGUUUGGCUGGGUGUGGGGACACAAGAAUCGGUGAGGUCGGCGAAGGGAAAACGCUUUCAGGUGGGGAGAAGAAACGCCUAGCGUUCGCUACCGAGCUGCUGACUAAACCGACCAUUUUAUUUUGUGACGAACCAACCACUGGAUUGGAUUCAUUUAGCGCGCAAAAUCUUGUCUCGACACUGCAACUUCUCGCCAAGCGGGGAACAGCUGUUAUCUGUACGAUUCAUCAACCAUCCAGUCAACUUUUCUCCAUGUUCGACCAAGUAAUGCUGCUAGCCGAUGGACGAGUUGCGUACGCUGGUAAACCGAAUGAUGCGUUGCUAUUCUUCGAACAGCAUGGAUAUAGCUGCCCCUCAAACUACAAUCCGGCUGAGUUCUUAAUCGGAGUACUUGCGACUGCCCCUGGUUAUGAGCAGGCCUCUCAACGAUCUGCGCAGCGUUUGUGUGACCUCUUCGCCGUCAGUGAAGCAGCCAGUCAACGGGACGUUUUGAUAAAUCUUGAAAUGCAUAUGGCGGAAACUGGAGACUACAACGAAACCGAGGAAUUCAGCCAGUUACGAAAAUCCUUUUGGGUGCACACCGUUUUCUGGCUGACCUAUCGUAGCUUCCUGACGGUGAUACGAGAUCCUACGGUGCAAUAUCUUAGGUUGCUACAAAAAAUGGCCAUCGCCCUAAUGGCAGGGCUGUGCUUCACUGGUGCUCUCCGCUUCGACCAGCUUGGGAUUCAAGCUAUCCAGGGAGUGCUCUUUAUAUUCGUCUCCGAGAACACGUUUUCCCCGAUGUAUUCCGUGCUGUCUGUCUUCCCGGACACCUUCCCGCUGUUCAUGCGCGAAACGAAGUCCGGCCUCUAUCGGACCUCACAGUACUACGUGGCGAACGUGCUGGCGAUGCUCCCGGGGCUCAUCCUGGAGCCUCUGGUCUUUGUCGUUAUAGCCUAUUGGCUGGCGGGGCUGAGGCCAACGUUCUACGCCUUCGCGAUAACAGUGAUCGCGUCAACGCUGGUCAUGAACGUCUCCACCGCCUGCGGUUGCUUCUUUUCGGCUGCCUUCAACUCGCUACCCCUCGCAAUGGCCUAUCUCGUUCCGUUUGAUUACAUUCUUAUGGUCAGCUCCGGAGUGUUCAUUCAGCUCAGCUCCAUGCCGGUAGCCGUCUCCUGGAUGCCGUACAUCUCCUGGAUGAUGUACGCCAACGAGGCGAUGUCCAUCGCCCAGUGGGAAGGUGUUUCCAACAUCACCUGCUCCACGGAGGAUGCCAAACUGCCGUGCAUGCAGACCGGCGAGGAAGUCCUGGUGCACUACAGCUUCGAUGAGUCUCACCUGUGGAGGAACAUCUGGGCGAUGGUUGUGAUCUACUGUGGCUUUCACCUGCUUGGGUGUUUGUUUUUGUGGCGCAAAACGAGACACGGGUGAGUCUCCGGUGAGCUUUAAUAUUUCUAUUUGUUUUGACUGGUGGAAGCAAUAAACAACAGUGAACU